AUGCGCAGGGAAAAGAAUACCAUACAAACUCGGCUAGAGGAAUUGGAAGCAGCUGCGCGGGCGCACGCGGAAGAAGUUGCUGCGGUGGAGAAGCGCUGGGCAGCAGAAGCAGCAAAAGAGAAGGCAGCAGCAGCAGCAGCAGCAGCAGUAGCAGAGAAGGAGCUUCAGCAAACGAUGCGGCAGCUGGUCGUUGCGCAGGCAAGGACAAGAAAAGCGCAGGCGCAGCUCGAGCUGUCUCGGCAGCAGCAGACUUCACUGGAAAAGACACUGCAUGGACUGAUUGGAGACGCACCGCCUGAGGACCGCGCCAAGUCGCUCGUUAAUGAAUUUGCAUCGUUGGGGCGCCUCGAGGAUGCUGUACUGACGCUUCAUAGAGCCAUGACAGUGCUGCAGCGCAGCCGACCAGAAGCAACUAGCCCCGACGCGGCAAGGGCAGCAGCAGCAGCUGCUGCUACUCCCGCCAACCCAGCAGCAGGAGCAGCAGCAACAGCAACAGCAGCAGCUGCAGGCCUCCGGAAGAAGCGCAGGCCUCCUUCCGAAGCCUCCUCAUCCGGGGCUUCCGCAGCAGCAGCAACAGCAGCAGCAACAACAGCAACAGGUGCAGCAGCAGUAGCAGCAGCAGAUGCUCCAAUAUGUCUGGACUCAGAGGAGGAGGAUGAAUUCGAGAGUCUCCGCAAUGCCGAGUCCAUGCGGGCACUGAGAGGCUUGUUGCAGCAGCAGCAGCAGCAACAGCAACAGCAGCAGCCCCUGCUGCAGCAACGCACUAUGCUGCGCCCCAACAGUCUCGGAGUCAUAGGCGGGCCACCAAACAAAACCAGGGGGCCCCCUAAGAGGGGCCCUUUGGUUUUGCCUGCUGCUCCUGCAGCAGCAGCCACUGCUGCUGCUUCUGCUACUGCUUCUUCUGCUACUGCUGCGGCUGCUGCACAACAACAGCCAGGGCGCGAAGUCGCAGCCCCAGCAGCCACGCCGACGGAUGUCUUGAAGUCCCGCCUACGGCGGCAGCAGCAGCAGCAGCAGCAGGAUCUGCAGCAUCAGCAGCAGGAUCUGCAGCAGCAGCAGCAGCAGCAGCAUACUGCUGCUGCUGCUGCUGCUGCUCCCGAAGCAUUUAGCAUUAGCAGCAGCGAAUCACAGGAGUUCUCCGACCCUCGCGCGCUGCGCUGUGAGAUGACUCCAGUUCUCCGCCGUCCUGCAGCAGCAGCACCAGCAGCAGCAGCAGCAACAGCAGCAGCAGCAGCAGCUGUAACCUCACCGACAGUAACUGCACGGGCAUUACCCAACCCCGCAGCAGCAGCAGCAGCAACAAUAGCAGUAGCUACAACUGCAGCAGCAACAGCAGCAACAGCAGCUCCAGCAACAGCAACGACGCCAUUGAGGCGGACCGUUCAGCGGGCCACCGGAGCGCUUCUUUAUCCGCACAGCAGCAGCAGCAGCAGCAACAGCAACAACAGCGGCAGCAGCAGCACACGAAGCAGUACCCAACCCAGCAGCAGCAGCUGUUGCAUCAGCAGCAGCAGCAGCAAUCCGCCCAGCAGCAACCCAGCUCGCCACAACCACGGCGGCAGCCGCAGCAACAGCGGCUAUCCGAGCAGCAGCAGGAGGGUUGGAUACGACAUGUAUUUGGCUGAGUCCUUUGAGCUUCCUGAAGAAAAGCAGCAAAAGGAGGACUCCCAGGCGGCGCUGAAUUUGCUGCUGCGCCCAUCACCUUCUCUCUACUCCCCCGCCCCCCUCCCUGACACAGCAAGCAGCAGCAGCAGCAGUAGCAGCAGCACCACCACCACCAAAAUCAGCAACAGCAGCAGCAGCACCAAAAUCAGCAGCAGCAGCAGCAGCAGCAGCAGCACUAAAAUCAGCAGCAGCAGCAGCAGCAGCAGCAGGGCCGUUGAGCAGGCUUCUUCGCCGCCCCACACCGCCGUGAGAGGCCCCUCGGGUACAGCAGGAGGGGGGGGGCCCUCAACGCCUUUGCGGCAGCUACGGAUAGCGCUGAAGGCCCCAGCAGCAAACCCUUUUUCUCUUGCUGCAGCAGGGUCUCCUCCUAGCGUUUUGGCUUGCGGUGUCUCUGCAGCUUCGCGGGCAAUAUGGGGCUCCUUAUGGGGGGCCCCCAAAAGGAUAUGGGGGCCCCUUCCGGGGGCCCCCCGAAAGGGCAUGGGGGCCCUUUCCGGGGGCCAUCCGAAAGAGCUUGGGGGCCCCUUCCGGGGGGCCCCAAAAGGGAUAUGGGUUUGGACCCCUUUCUGGGGGCCCCCCAAAAGGAUAUGGAGGCCCCUUCUGGAGGCCCCGCAAAGACGUUGCUGCUGCAGAUGUGUUGCUGCUGCUUCAUUUGCUGAGGCUGCAACUGCUGCUGCUUUGGCGGCUGCUGCUGCAGUUGGGCCUGCUGCAGCUGCUGCUGCGCAGCAGCUGCAGCGUACAGAUGCUGUUGUCCCUUAA
Messenger RNA from Eimeria acervulina, 2421 nucleotides. RefSeq names its product zinc finger (C3HC4 RING finger) protein, putative. The record is from RefSeq and is a predicted model, not a curated record. NCBI's taxonomy places the organism in Eukaryota, Apicomplexa, Conoidasida, Eucoccidiorida, Eimeriidae. The transcript is spliced from 7 exons. The coding region runs from base 1 to 2421 and encodes 806 amino acids.